Molecule: messenger RNA, 987 nt
Organism: Recurvomyces mirabilis
Lineage: Eukaryota; Fungi; Ascomycota; Dothideomycetes; Mycosphaerellales; Teratosphaeriaceae
Exons: 4
Coding region: 1-987 (328 amino acids)
Source: RefSeq, a predicted model, not a curated record
AUGGUGUGGACUGAAAUUCGAGCUCAAAACGUGCACAUGAUCACGAAGAUUUCGUGGGCCCCGAGUAGGAACAUCUCCAGGAUCCCGCCAAGGUUGAGGGACAGGGCCGACAUCUCGAUUGUGACCACGGUCUUAACCCAGUUGCGAUACAUGUGCAUGCAGGUGACCAUGGACAUGGUGAGGAAGUUUGAGCAGUUCGAGUCUGGGGAGAAUUUCUACUCUAGAGUCAAGGGGGUGAUGAUCGUGUACACGCCGACGAUCAAGAUCUUGAAUGUGGGCUUGUACCCACCCAAACGAACAGAAAAUCCUGCCGCCCAUUGCGUGCGUCCUCGCGUACUCGCCUUCGACGCAUGUCGGGUCAACGCUUUCGGUGCAGAUCUUGUCCCCGGCCAUGGCUGCGGUCGGAGUUGGGAUCAAGUCCAAGAUCAAGCGCAGGAAGAAGGAACAGGACCCAUACGAGGAGUCGAACGAAUAUUUGCUUAUGUCCAGAUCCACAACUCGUUCGGGUUCAAGAUCACAGCCAUGACCAUGGGCGCAUUCGCAGAUGACACCGUGAGGAGGACCUUCAGCUCGAACAGGGGUACAGCCGCGAUGAUGCAUUACAUCGGGGUGACGAGCCCGGCCGCCAUCUCAUACAUGGACGUCCCGUUUGAGUUCGCGAACGAGAAGCGCAUCGGGGCAGUCACCAGGGCCCUGAUUGACCACACCGCAGAAGGACUAUUCGACUUCUUCUCGACUAUGGCCAGGAGCUUAUUCAACGACACGAGCAUGGGCACAACCCCCAACACAAUCACGAACAAGACCCAGCAGUUGAUCAUCACUGAGAACAUGAUCAGCAAGUUGAACGACAUCUUGGCAUCGACUUCAUGGGAUGAUGAUGAAAUAGCGGAAGUGCUCAAUUCGUACGAGGACCCGAGGCCAGAUAUGAUCAAGGAGAUGGAGCAGGCCGUGGCCGUGGCUGCCACUUUGCCCCGUCUUCAAGCCUAG